Moneuplotes crassus is the source of this 796-nucleotide messenger RNA. The record is from the annotation of a GenBank genome assembly. Lineage: Eukaryota; Ciliophora; Spirotrichea; Euplotida; Euplotidae.
GGAAAAGAUGUCUUCGUGACCGACCACCUCGCAGCUGAUUUACUUUGGUGUCACUGAGUAUUUAACAAACAAGAUGAAGGUACAUGAUACUAAGAUAAAUUAUGUAAGUAAUCCCAAGACUGCCUUUACUGGGACAAUUUCAGUAGAAAUAACUCCUUCCAGAUAUAUCAAAGGUUUAAUUAAAAACUUUGAAACAUCUCCUGGAGUUAUCGUGGUCAUGCUUAUUUACAUCGAGAGGCUUCUUGAGAAGAUGGAGUUUCAGUACAGACAAGUGGGAGGAUUAGGCCCUAUUCUAUUUACUUCUUUCAAUGCUCACAGAAUUAUCUUAACUUCUUUCUUGGUGGCCCAGAAAUAUAGUGAGGAUAAGAACUAUAAACUUGCUUCAAUUGCGAGGAUCGGUGGAAUCGAAAAGGACGAGCUAAUCUUUCUUGAAAAUGAGUUUGUAGACUUUAUGGAUUUCAACCUGCAUAUUCAUGAAGAGGAAUUCAACAAAUAUGUUGAGUCUGUUAUCCUAUUCAGUCGACAUCUCUGAUCCAACUCUUGGACAUAGCUAGUUUUAAAAAGUCUAAUGACAUGAAAAAUUAACCACUCAUAUUUCAUAACUCUCCCAAGAGGAAGUAAGGAAGAUGUAAGUGGGUCUCCUCAACAGGACUAGAUAGGCACCCUCUGAAGAAAGCAAUAAACAUAAAUAGACUUUUGCUAAAGGUCUAUGAUCAUUAUUGAUGAUCCUGAUUGGGCAAGAACCUGAUGAAAUCUGAUAACCUCCAUCCAAAAUGCUAAAUUCAACUAUUUUGUA